AUGCCAGUCGGUGAGCUGAUCAGCGAUGCGACCAGCCUACCUACCAUAGCGAGGACAAUUCGACAGUCUCUGUCCUCCAUCGACCGGAAACAGGCUCUGCAGGCUUUUGGUCUCGCCGCCGGUCUUCGCGACUACGAGGGGAGCCUCCGGUACCCUUUUGCCACGUUUGACGGAGCAGAGGUCUGUAUCACCAGCUGGGUCGGAUUAAGUGCCUUUGACAUCAGCUUCGGUGACAAGCUCUUCUCCGGACAUGGACGGCCGGAUCUCAUCCGGCCGCCGACACGGGAGUUUGAUGCGAUAUGUAGGAGGUGCGUGGUGUUGCCGAUGCAGGCAUCAGGGGGCUUCGAGGUACUUAUCUCAUUGAUUAAAGAAGAGAUGGAAGUACUGGAGACAGACGCAGAAUUCACGGAGUAUUUCAAGGUAGUCGGCAAUUAG
This is a messenger RNA of Diaporthe citri, 435 nucleotides long. RefSeq lists its product as uncharacterized. NCBI's taxonomy places the organism in Eukaryota, Fungi, Ascomycota, Sordariomycetes, Diaporthales, Diaporthaceae. The coding region runs from base 1 to 435 and encodes 144 amino acids. The record is from RefSeq and is a predicted model, not a curated record. The transcript has a single exon.